AACAGUUAACAUGUGCGAACGGCUGCUUGUUUUUGUAUUUCUGCCACUGCCACUGCCACAGCACGCUGAAGUCGCGCUCUGACUCGGUUUGCUUCAUUCGGUCGUUCUUGUUCUCGUUCUCGUCCUGCGUCCGCAACCUCGUCUCGUGUCUCGUGUAAGAGCGUUUGUGAUUGUGUGUGGCACGGCUACGGCGGCAGCAGCGGCGGCUAUGUGUGAUCCAGGCGCAAAUGAAGCCAUUGUGCAAGUUUAGCCGCAAAAAACGAAAGUGAUUUAUGCCUAAAUGAAAUAUGUUUGCAUAAUGUCCAAGUGAGCCAGCGGACUAGCAAAACGUGUUACGUGAACCCAUGAAAGGAGCCUCCAUUCCCACAAAACCGAAUAAAAAGCCAAAACAAAACAAAGUUCAGUCAAUUAAAAUUCAAUUAUGCGACCAAAAAUGAAGGAAAGACGGCGCAAGCGUUUGAAAAUGCCACCGUUCACUUAGCUAGUGUUUCUUACCUUACAUUUACGAUUCAAGUUGUAGUUGAAAUUGCAAUAAGAGUGCUCAUCGAGAUCAUAUCAAAUACACUCGCCCUCUCACACACAUAUCAAAGCAACAUUCGUGCCGCUGAUUGUUGCGCGUGUCCUUUUGUGCAUAUCGCGUGUGGCUGCGGACUAAGCGCCUAGGCCUGAUUUCUGUGGAAAAUUAAUAAAUGGUAAUAGUCGAGUAUUACCUAUAGCCUGCAAAUUACAAAAACAUAUCUCGCCUCGCGGUAAAUAAAACGCGAAGCAGCAGAAGAAAAAAGAACAUUAAAAAAGGCGAAGAGAGAACAAAUUUGUUUUGCUUGCCGUGCAAAUAUUUACAAUUAGUUUGGCAGGCUCGCGCGGUUUUCCUGUUGCAGUUCUUCUAGUUGUUAUUGUUGUUACUAUUAUUAUUGUUGUACUAUAGUUGCAAGGCAACUUUUGUUGUGUAUUCCGUGUGUUCAAAAGCCGCAAGUCUACAAUUUCGUUGUCGUCGUCGGUGGCAAAUGCAAAAAAAAAAAAAACUCUCGUGUCGGUAUGCUUUGCAAAAUUAAAGAUGAAGAAUUUAAAUGUGACUACUGCCAGUGAGAAUAUGUUCCAUGAAAAUCAAUCAAUUGCACAAGCCAAAAUGCAUGUGGUGUGAACGAGAAAAUUAAUUACGCUCAGCGGGCUAUCGGCUGUCCAGUUAACAAACGACCUGGCCUCGCUCGCUUGGACUCUGCUUCAGUUGCCACAAACUGUUGAGCACACACAACGGAAACAACAAAUAUCCAAAGAGCCACACAAAACCAGCAACCAACAAGAACAAAGUCGCAACGUUUUUUUUCUGUUGUCGUUGUUGCUGUUGCUAUUAUUGUUGUAGUAUUUUAUAAAUCAAAUAACAAGCGCUGUCAUUUGUAAUUACAAAUGGGCAUGAAAAAAAGUGAAUAACUUAAACGGCAUCAAACAAUACACACAAUUCAUACUCGGUAAAAGUGCAUAAAUAACGCAAACUAUUUGUAAUUAAAUUAUCUGUGAUUUUUGUCAACAUAUUCAAUAUUUUCGAAGCCCAAAGCAUAUACGUUUAACGUGCAUAUCGCAAAUAUCGUAGUUAAUCGCAACAAUCAAGUGACUUUAAGCGACGUCAACAACUCUAAAGGCAAUUCUCGUGUCGCGUUUGAAAUCGUCGCCGUAAGUGUUAAAGUGUUACCAAUUUGUCCACGAUUCGGGAGUGUUUGAGUGUCCGUGUGUGUUUUUGUGUAUGUCUGUAUAAAUUCGAAAAAAAAAGAAAUCAGAAAACAUGGCAAUGGUCAUUUCAACGCGCGCGAAACUCGUGAUAACCGCACUGAUUCUAUUCUUCCUGCUCGGCAUUGUCCUUGUGACGGGCUCGACGAAGGGCUGGUUUAUACCGCAACGUUUCAAUGGCGAACGCGUGGCAGCCAGGAUACAGGAUUUGGACAAUGAAUUAACUCUCGAUUCGAAGUCGGAGUCGGAUGUUUUGUCAGAUACUGAAGUUGACACGAAUUCCUCGACCGAUGAUUCAACAGCCGAUGAAAAUGAUCUUUCCAAUCCGGAAUUCUGGGCAGGGGCAACGGACAAUUACGACUCCAGUGACCUGCAGCCCCCCGGACAGACGGAAUAUAUGCUCGAGAGAUCACAUCGUGGCAUCAAGGGAGAGAAGGGUGAUCGAGGACCAAAGGGCGAUAGCAUACGCGGUCCACCUGGUCCUCCGGGUCCGCCGGGUCCCAAAGGUGAAACGCCUGUCUACCCACCCUUUGUGGAGACACCAAGUGCGGGGGCUAAAUACACUGGCGAAUGUACAUGUAAUGCGACUGAUAUCCUGGAGGCCAUCAAGGACAAUGAGACGCUACGUGAAACGUUGCGCGGCCCGCCCGGCACACAAGGACGAGAUGGAAAGACCGGAGCCCCUGGUCUUACCGGUGCCACUGGUGUGACUGGCGCUCGUGGCCCGGAAGGUAUCCAGGGGGAGAAGGGCGAGCCAGGCGUCGACGGCAUGCCCGGCGUCAUGGGUCCGCCAGGACCACCGGGCGCGCCUGGCUUGCCGGAGAGCUAUGAUGAAUCCUUAAUGGGCAACUCGAUGGGCAGUCUGCGUAGCUCGACAGCGACGCAGGCGGGACCUAAAGGAACGACCGGCGAUAAAGGUGAGCCCGGACGUCCAGGAGAUCGCGGUGAAAAGGGUCACAAAGGUGCACACGGACCCACCGGACCCAAGGGCGAGCCCGGGGCCCCAGGCCUACCCGGAUUGGCCGGUCAGCCGGGCGAUGGCAACGGCACUAAAGGUGAGCGCGGCGAGAAGGGCGAGAAAGGGAUGCGUGGACGACGCGGCGGCACUGGCGCAGCUGGACCAAUUGGACCACCCGGCAAACCCGGACCCACCGGUGAUAUUGGACACUCGGGACGUCCUGGUGCAACUGGACCCAAGGGCGACGCCGGUCUCAAAGGCGCCAAGGGCGAUGCAGGCGGACGCGAGGGGGCAAAGGGCGAGAAAGGCGACCGAGGUAGCGAUGGUCGCGAUGGUCUGCCAGGUCCACCUGGACUGCCGGCCACAGCUGGAGCCGGCGAUGGCGACAGCGGCGGUGUGCAGUACAUACCGAUGCCUGGUCCACCGGGACCACCUGGACCGCCAGGCUUGCCAGGUCUGUCGAUCACUGGACCUAAAGGCGAAGCUGGUAUGGACUCGCGUGGCAGUUUCUUUGGAGAUGCCUCCUACUACGGACGACCAGGUGCGCGCUCAUCUUUAGACGAACUUAAAGCCCUGCGUGAGCUGCAAGAUCUGCGCGAUCGACCCGAUGGCACAGCUGAGCCACCUAGCCAGAAGGCGCAUUCGCAUAAGCAUGGAGACUCCAUGGGAGAGGGCGAGGAGUUGCCACAUCUUUCCGCAUCAUCAUCGAACAUGAACAUGAGAAUCGUGCCAGGUGCAGUCACCUUCCAGAACAUUGACGAAAUGACAAAGAAAUCGGCGUUCAGUCCACCGGGUACUCUAGCGUAUAUUACCGAAGAGGAGGCGAUGUUGGUGCGCGUCAACAAGGGCUGGCAAUACAUAGCGCUGGGCACUCUAGUGCCAAUUGCAACGCCAGCUCCGCCCACCACAGUGGCGCCUUCACUGCGAUUUGAUUUGCAGUCGAAAAACCUGCUGAAUAGUCCACCUCCAUUGCUCAACACACCAACGUUUACAACCGCGCCCGAAUAUGAAACGUGGUACCCGCGCAUGCUUCGCGUGGCGGCCCUCAAUGAGCCCUAUGUUGGGGAUUUGCAGGGCAUUCGAGGCGCGGACUUUGCCUGCUAUCGCCAAGGCCGACGAGCUGGCCUGCUGGGCACAUUUAAGGCGUUCCUCUCCUCCAGGGUACAAAACCUGGACUCCAUAGUGCGACCUGCCGACCGGGAUCUGCCUGUGGUGAAUACCCGCGGCGAUGUGCUCUUCAAUUCCUGGAAGGGCAUCUUCAAUGGCCAGGGUGGAUUCUUCUCGCAGGCGCCGCGGAUUUACAGCUUCAGCGGCAAGAAUGUCCUCACGGAUCCACUAUGGCCGCUUCGACUGGUCUGGCAUGGCUCGCUGCCAAAUGGAGAGCGCUCCAUGGACACCUAUUGCGAUGCCUGGCACUCGGGUUCGCAUGAGAAGUUCGGCUAUGCCAGCAAUCUGCUGGGCAACAAGCUGCUCGAUCAGGAGCGUCAGCCCUGCGACGGAAAACUGAUUGUGCUGUGCGUGGAAGCCUUGUCACAGGAUCGUCGGAAAAAGCGUGACCUCAGCAGUCCACAUAGUCACAGUCACAGUCGCAGUCGGCACAGCGAGCUGGAGUUCAGCACGGCCGAGGAGUAUGGCGAAUAUUUAGACAAUUUACUGCUGUAAGAUGAGCAGCGGCAAGGGGCAACGGGGGGAAUAACAGGAAGCAGUAGCGGUAACUGAAACUGAAACUGUGACGAGAAUGCUCGUAAUAUAAAUACCAACAAUACCAAUACCAAUAUCAUUACAACCGACACAGUCUCAUAAACACUCACUCGCAAAAGUAUACCGCCACCCAUACACACAUAUACAUACUUACACAUACACAUACACGGAGCGAACAUUACAUUAAAUGUAAACGUAAAUCAUGGCCAUGCAUAUAAUCAGCGAAUUCCAAACUAAAACCAAAAAAUACUCAAGUAAGCGACGCGACGAUUGGGACGGAUUAACAAUUGCAUAGUGAAAUACGAGUACAUAACAUACUCAUAAAUACUUAUGGAUAAUAUAUAUAUAUAUAGGAUGAUAAUAUAUACACAUACUUAUAAAUAUUAUUUGUAUUCUGUAAUUUGUAUUAUGUCAUUUGUAAUUUAUAACUUGUAAUUUGUAAUAUUCUUAUGUUCAGCAGACAGGCAACAACAAGAUGAACUUUUUGUAUUCGUAGUUAUAGCCAAUAAAGUAAGCUAAUUUUGUAAUUUAGUCACAGCGAAGGCGAAGGCCCUUUUAGGUUAGUCUCGAUAAGAAAACAAAAACAAGAACAACAACAAGAAUACUAUCAAUAUUGAGAGGCCAAGCGAACCAAAAAAAAAAAAACAUAAAACGAAAAAUACUAAAAUAAAAACUGGAAACUGAGAAAGCAAGCAAUCCUUCUUCUGACAUCAUACUUACUGGCCAAAUUAGACUCCUAUCUCCCAUUGUAUGUACUAGGUGCAGAGCCGAGAAAUGAUCGACGCGAAAAAGAUAUCAUACAUUACGUAUACGUAUGCGUGUAUAAAUGUAUUUGUCAAAGACUUCUAAAUGUGUAAAUGUUUAAUAUACUCGUAACAAUAACAAUAAUAAUAAAAGCAAAACAAGAACAACCAACCACAAACACAAACAUUUUAAGCCACAAAACUUUCCCCCCACUCCUCUAUGAUACCAAAACCCCGUUUUUAACUAUCUCGCAUCCACACAAUCUGACAACUCCAAUGUGCAUUAUGUUUUAUGCCAAUUUUCUAUGCUCCCAUAUCUGUAUAUCUCAUAUCUCCUAUGUAGUCAGAUUUUCUACAUUGAAAUACUCGUUGUUAGAAGUGUAAAACAUCUUUUUUAUAUGAGCGCAAAAACUUAAUUAUAGUAUUAACGGCAAAUAAUGCGAAAAUGCAAUAAUAUUAACACGUAUUGUAAUUUAUUGUAAUUCUAGUACGAAUACGAAAUCGAAUUCGAAUGAAGAUGCAUUCAUUCGGUCAACUCCAAUUACCAAGUACUUCCACACAAGUACUUGCAAAACAUUAUAGUUAGUUAUACUUACAUAUAUGCACAUACAUAUUCCCAUGUAUGUAUGUCAUUUCUUUUUGCAUUUAACCAAUGCAUUUCCACAUACAAGUUUGUAAUGUAAUUAAUUGUAAUUGAAUUAACUAAUUAAGCUUAUCAUUUUAAUCCAAAACAAGAUCGAAUCGGAUGAACAUCAGUGAAAUCGAGAACACAAGAAAGAAGAAGCUAUAUAACUUAGCUCAUAAGUAUAUAAAAUACAUACACGAAAAUAAAUUUGAAUGAUGCAAAUAACUACAUUUAGUGAAAUCAAAAUGAAUACUUAAAGCCCUCUAGUCCUAAGUCGAAAGAACAUAAACAAAUGGAAAACAAAACAAAAAACAAAAAAAAAAAAAAAACACUGAAGAUAAU
Messenger RNA from Drosophila albomicans, 6091 nucleotides. It is a transcript of the gene Mp, whose product is annotated as collagen alpha-1(XVIII) chain. The transcript is spliced from 22 exons. Bases 1778 to 4342 code for a protein of 854 amino acids. The record is from RefSeq and is a predicted model, not a curated record. Lineage: Eukaryota; Metazoa; Arthropoda; Insecta; Diptera; Drosophilidae.